GAGCAGUUGGUCCAUCUUGGGGAUGGCCUCUCCCUAUAUAAAUACCUUCUCCUCCAACCUUUCUUUUAUAGGAAAAGAAUUAGAGGACAUCUUCCUUUCAUCUACAAUCCCGAACAACCCUCUCCUAUCUCUAUCUCCAUUUCUUCACCUAACCCGCCAGUAUACCAAAGAGUAUCUUCACUUCUUCACAAUUCGGCUUUUCCCACCUAUAUAUAUUCCAUACAUUCUGAUAGUUUCUUGGGAAACAAGCUGAGUUUCAAGAAUUUCUCUUUCAAGUAUUGUUUCUCUCAAUACUUCUUUGGACACCAUUUACGUUUAAAACAUUCUUUGUUUGUAGUUGUAAGUCUGUUCUAUACUAGAACAUGAACACUAUGAUCUCUUCACUAAAGCACUCGCACUCCACUUUCACUUCUUCUGAUUUCCUACCCAGAAAGCGUUCAGCUGUUAAACUUCAGUUUUCUCCACUACACAUUAUUCCGAAUUCGCAAAAAGGCCAUAACUUUGUCCCUUCAUUGACUUCUGAGAAGCCGCUUCACAUUUCUUCAGUUGAGAACUUUUCUCUUUCUGCAAAACGGGAACAAAAGAAGCCGUUGACAGUUUGCAAUGCUUAUGAAGCUGACCGGUCACGGCCACUGGACAUUAACAUAGAACUUCCGGAUAAGCAGGCAGCACAGAAGAUCAAGAUUGGGAUAUACUUUGCCACUUGGUGGGCUUUGAAUGUGGUGUUCAAUAUUUAUAACAAGAAGGUCUUGAAUGCUUUCCCUUAUCCUUGGCUCACUUCUACGCUCUCGCUUGCUUGUGGGUCUCUCAUGAUGCUGAUUUCUUGGGCCACGAGGGUCGCUGAUGCCCCGAAAACUGAUUUCGAGUUUUGGAAGACUCUGUUUCCUGUUGCGGUAGCUCAUACAAUUGGGCAUGUGGCUGCAACUGUGAGCAUGUCUAAAGUUGCAGUGUCAUUCACUCACAUCAUCAAGAGCAGCGAGCCUGCUUUCAGUGUUCUGGUGUCAAGGUUUCUAUUGGGUGAGACAUUCCCUGUGCCAGUUUAUCUAUCACUUGCGCCAAUUAUUGGAGGUUGCGCUCUAGCAGCUGUUACUGAGCUCAAUUUCAACAUGACUGGGUUUAUGGGGGCUAUGAUCUCGAAUUUGGCAUUUGUGUUUCGGAACAUAUUCUCGAAGAAGGGGAUGAAGGGGAACUCUGUUAGUGGGAUGAACUACUAUGCUUGUUUAUCUAUGUUGUCUCUGUUGAUCCUUACGCCUUUUGCAAUAGCUAUGGAGGGCCCUCAGAUGUGGGCUGCUGGCUGGCAAAAUGCUCUUGCUCAAAUUGGACCCAAUUUUAUUUGGUGGGUGGCGGCGCAGAGCAUUUUCUAUCAGCUAUAUAAUCAAGUUUCAUACAUGUCUCUUGAUCAAAUCUCUCCGUUGACAUUUAGCAUUGGAAACACAAUGAAGCGGAUAUCCGUCAUAGUCUCCUCCAUCAUCAUCUUCCACACCCCCGUCCAACCUUUCAAUGCCCUUGGAGCUGCCAUAGCGAUCCUUGGCACAUUCCUGUAUUCACAGGCAAAGCAGUGAAGAAUCAAGAAUUCCAAGGUUGUGAUGUAAACAUUAGACAAUGGAAGAGUUAGAAUGAAGAUGCUGAGUUUGAUCGGAAUGAUUGGCGGUGGCUUUUGACAGAAAAAAUUGGCGAUGGCUUUCGUUAACAAUCUCUGAUGAUGGCCUUUAGACUAUCAAAGGAAAUCAGCCUUGCUAAGACGGUUAACAGCUGCUUCUUUUUCAAGAUCCUCGCUAAUCUGCAUUCUGCUGAGUAAUCUUAUAAUUGCCGUCGACAAAGUAGGUUGCAGUUUCAUUUCCUCUGUAUAAUGUCUGCAUAGUCAAUAAAGAAAAUGUUGGAGACCUUGUUUUGAUGCAAAAAUACAAUAAAGCAAGCAAUUUCUUGACUGA
This is a messenger RNA of Hevea brasiliensis (rubber tree), 1931 nucleotides long. Its product is annotated as glucose-6-phosphate/phosphate translocator 2, chloroplastic. Lineage: Eukaryota; Viridiplantae; Streptophyta; Magnoliopsida; Malpighiales; Euphorbiaceae. Gene Ontology annotation, biological process: transmembrane transport. The record is from RefSeq and is a predicted model, not a curated record. Gene Ontology annotation, molecular function: phosphoglycerate transmembrane transporter activity; antiporter activity; triose-phosphate transmembrane transporter activity. Gene Ontology annotation, cellular component: Golgi apparatus; membrane. The transcript has 5 exons. The coding region runs from base 363 to 1562 and encodes 399 amino acids.